Molecule: messenger RNA, 1373 nt
Organism: Didymodactylos carnosus
Lineage: Eukaryota; Metazoa; Rotifera; Eurotatoria; Philodinida; Philodinidae
Source: the annotation of a GenBank genome assembly
CAUCACCACAUGAUCAGCCAACAACUGCGGUCACACAACUGACAAGCGGUAUUUCGACAUUGCCCGGACAAACAACGCCGCCUUCUGGUUCAUCACCACAUGAUCAGCCAACAACAGCGGUCAUACAACUGACAAGCGGUAUUGUCAUAUGCGUUAGAGCAUCAUUGACGCCUGUAUCGAGUGAGGCAGUAACGACUAGCGGUGGUCGGUGUUUGACUUUAAACGCGUUUGCUGAAAAUGUGAGUGUUGUUGAACCUGAGGGAGUUACGGAAAUCACGAAUGGUGUAGUGGUUGUCGUGGGUUUGGUGAUUCGUACAAAUGGCACUGGUUGGACCCCUGUUUCGCAGUUCAGCUCGUUAGUUGUGGAUUUCAGGCAUCCAGUGGAGUUGAGCCGUAUUCGGUUGUUGGCUGAUAAUUUGAAGGAAUGGAGAUUUUAUUAUCAAACAGCUAGCGAUGUGUUUCCGCGAUGGAAGUCGUAUUUCAAUUCGAGUAUAUUCAGUACUAACGAUGUCACGCUCUCGUCAACAUUGGAUGUUACGAAGAUAAGAAUAACGCCUGUGAACUCUGGUGCUGCAAAUAUUCGUUUAGAGGUCUUUGGAUGCUUCCCACAUGCUGAUCACACUAUGACAUACACAACUUCACAUACUUUUACAACCUCAGCGAGUGUCACUUGUACAUAUCCAAAGUGGACAGAAUGGACGUCAUGUACACACACGUGCGGAUUGGGAGUUCAGAUACGACAACGUAGCAACACAAAUAUAAAUGUGAUGUGUGAUGGUCCCUUUUUCGAACAACAGGCAUGUUUUCAUAAACCAUGUCCGUGUGUUGUGAGUGAAGUAUUUUUUCAUCGAGUUUUCAAUAGUACAGCACCAAGCAAUGUGGAAGUUGGUUAUAUCGAAAAAGAUGGCCGCCCGGGCUUUAAAGGUUUUGAAAAAGUGUUUAUCGGUGAUAUUGUUAAUGCUGGCACCGUCAUUCGAACGAAAGAUGAUUGUAUAACAACUUAUUGUACAUCGGAUGGUUUGAAGACAACUGAGAACCAAUGUGUUGCUAAUAAAACAAAAUUGACAUGUGACGUUGUUCAGUACGAUCAGAAACGCUUAGAAUUAGAUACAUGUGUAUCACGCGAGUCUAUAGCGCUUGAGCGUUGCGCCGGUUUCUGUGAUUCACAUCAUCGGUAUGGACCAGCACUCUACAUGAAUGGAGCACCUCAACUGGAAAAAGUAUGUAAAUGUUGUUCGGUAGACCAAACGUAUAAACAGACUGUAGCGAUGGAUUGUACAGUAAAUGGUACUUAUGCAGAAAAGACAAUAACGAUUUCUCGUAUUCGAUCGUGUCAAUGUGAUUAUUGUCAAACAGCCCCAUCAAAAAGAUGA